Spodoptera littoralis (African cotton leafworm) is the source of this 2532-nucleotide messenger RNA. NCBI's taxonomy places the organism in Eukaryota, Metazoa, Arthropoda, Insecta, Lepidoptera, Noctuidae. The record is from the annotation of a GenBank genome assembly.
AUGUCCAUUUUCAAAGUAAAACAGUGGUGGUCUAACGAUAAAUUGCAAAAUGAAGAGACAAAUGAAGGAAAUCAAAACGCGAACUGUUUGAAAGUGGACAAGUUUAAUUCGCAUUCUGAAAGCGAUUGUAUUCUGGUCGCUGAAGGGGCUUUGUUGAAAAUAUACAAACCGAAUGCCGAGGAAUCGUCUUCACAGAUUUUAUUAGAAUCUCAGUUGAGUGAUGUAGUGUUGCAAAUUGAAACUGGCAAGUUUACGGGAAACUUUGAAGAUCGACAAAUAUUAGUGUUGCAUCCACAAAGUUAUGAAAUAUACCACCUCAAAAGAAAAGAAGGGCAUAUGGAAGCUGGUGAUCAAAACUAUCUCACACCUGUUAUAAAACAUUCAUUUACAAGAAAAGCAGAUAGUUUAACAUGUGGACCAUUUGGGAACAUAAAGACCAGGGAUUUCAUCUGCAUCCAAGGUUUGGACGGCAGCCUGAGCUUCUUCGAUCAAGACACGUUCCUGUUUAUGUGCAUAUUCAGUGACGUCAUAAUACCAUCGCCUGUUUGUUACAUUGCGAGCUGCGAUUCCUUCGUCAUUUGUAAAUCUACGUGGGUGUUAGAAAUAUACAGCUAUCAGCAACUCAGGGAAUUUAGUGAGUUGACUAUCAGACAGAAUAAGAAGAACAUCCCACAGUGGGUUUAUAAUGCAGGCGAAGAAAUUACUCGAGUGCAAGUUAUUCAGACCAGCAACAACUUUUCCAGUAUUGUAGCAUUAGGCGAGAGGCACAUCUACUGUUUUCAAGACAAUGGACUGAUGAAGUACAUGAUUAAAUUCGAUUUUAUACCGAUUUGCUUCUGUGCUUACCUCAUUGGUUGGUAUUACGAACCUGGUGCCAGAUUACUCGUGAUGGUAACGUCAGAAGAUUCAAAACUAUACAUUUACGAAGGAACUACUUUAUUAUGGAGCUGUUCGCUACUAAGCCCGGCUAUAGCUAUAUCGAGAUGCUUUCUAAAAUCUCUACCUGGCGGACUAGUCACACUUUCUGUGAACGGAAUCGUGAAUGUUGGUUACCUAGGAACAGAACCUGAUCUCAACUCAACCGCCCCACCGAUGAUGAACGAAGUCGCCGACCCCGAACAAGUACAAAAAGAACUAGAAACAGUUGAAGAUUCAUUGCGUAAAAUACUAAACAAUAACGAAGAUGUAGACAACAGUAGAUCCUCAAUAGAAGAAAUACUCAAAAUAAAAGCAGACGUGGGGAAACCGGUGCAGAAUUUGUUUCAAGAAUUUGCAAAUGAAAAGAAUGAGGCGCUACACUUGUUAAUGUGUCCAGUAGUUUUGAUACUAACGUGUGAAGAUCCCAAGUCUAUUCAAAGCGUGCAAGUGUCUUACGUGUGUGCUUCUCCGUUCUCUUGUUCCGAUUCCACGAUUUGUUUAGACAGCGUGAAUGGAACAGAAAUUAUAGAAAACCAAGUAUUCCUUACUGGUGAAGCUGAUAUUUCUGAUACUAGAGUGAAUAUUCUAAUAACAGCUACCGACAGUAUGGGGAAAAUAGAAGUGUUUAAUAGACAAGUAUUGUUGCCAUUGAGUCUUUAUUGUACGCCAGUUGAGAAUGGCGCUGAAGGCCGAUAUAAAUUGCGCAUUCAGCCUAACAACGCUUGCAUUGAAUUCUCCAAGAUAUUUACAGAUUUCUCAGAAGACGAACUAAGAAAAUACGGCAGUACCGUAACCUUGGCGUACAGAUCGACCAAACAAACAAUAACGUUGAAAAGUGAAGUCGAACAAUAUUUAGUACAAGCUGACGAUUUUACUGAAAUAACUGCUGUGUUGGACCAUUUUCUUAUUAAACUCAUAGACCACAAUAUGCGCAUGGGCGUCAAAGAUUUCAGAUUCAAUAUAAAACAUGACAAAGAGUUUGUUAGGCAAUUGACUCACAAGUUUUUGAAAUGCGUUGAAACACAUGCAAAGGAACGGAAUAAAUUAAAAGAAUUGGAGGAUGAGCUGAAUGUCCUUCAGAAGCAGUUUAUAGUGGUUCAAAAGAGGCUCCUGGUUCAAUACGGAUCCCUACCACCUGGAGAUUGCGAUCCUUUGGAGUUCCUGAUGAAGGAUACACACUUGCGUUUGGUCACAGUGGUGCAUGAAAUAAUCAGUUGUAAAGAGGCUGUGUGCAGAGCUGGAAGCGCUUUAUCAGCAGUGGGCAAUCUUAUAAUCUAUUUAUUGAAGCAAUUUACUAGAGAUGAGCUCAAGGUGACGCUAAUAGAAGAAAUGAUGUCUCUCAGUUCAUUAUAUGAAGACUACCAAGAAUGGGAGGAAGCGGUCACUCAAGCAAUGUCCUACAUAUUAAACAACGUGUUUAAGAAAACUGAGAAGGACAAAGAGAAGUUAGCUCCCGUAACGGAACAAGGAAUUCUAUCACAUAUCAACUUAAAGCGAUUCCUCAAGCAACUACGAAUGAUACUAGACAAAAUGUUCACAGAAAUACUUGAAAACGAAGACAUAGAUAACACACACAAAGUGACGCGCAUUCAAGAACUUGUCGAAGUAAUAUAA